GACACCCAAGAGUAAGGGGACCCAAUAGAUGGACGGACCGGAUGUUACCCGUUGCUAGGACCCAAAGACCCCGGGACGGAUAUAAAGGUGGGACCGGAAGUCGCGCGAAGAACAUGGCUGUUCCCAACCUGGAGCUGGACCCACUCUUCCUGAAAGCCUUGGGUUAUCUCCAUUCAAAAAGUAAAGACUCGGCAGAGAAACUGAAAGCCCUGCUGGAUGAGACCUUGGCCAGAGGCAGCGAUUCUAGCUUUCGACAGACACAGAAGGAAGUUGAAACACCUAAGAUAGCUACUAGCUCCAAAUCCAGUUCUACGAAGCAAGAUUCCAAAGUGUCCUCAUCUCUGUCAUCAGGCAACAAUGGAAAAUCCAGUUCCAAUGAGAAAACCAAGAAGGAAGCUGAGAAGAGACCAGCUGAAAAGGUUAAACUAGACCCCCUGGAGGGAGUUGACCCCCAGAAAAAAGCCAGGCUGGAGAAAGCAGAGAAUCUAUCUUCUCCCAUCACUGUUCAGUCCAGCAAAGAACUGCCGAUGCCUGACUUACCUGGCUUCGAGAGCGCAGAAGAUUUUGCCAUGGAAAUGGGACUGGCGUGUGUCGUGUGUCGCCAGAUGACUGUUACAUCAGGCAAUCAGCUGGUAGAAUGUCAAGAAUGUCACAACCUUUACCACCAAGACUGCCAUAAACCCCAAGUGACGGACAAGGAUGUGAACGACCCACGGCUAGUAUGGUAUUGUGCCCGCUGUACAAGGCAGAUGAAGAAAAUGGCGCAGAAGACACAAAAGGCCGCUCCAAAAGCUUCCAACUCAGUUGCUAACACUGCUCCUUCAGUAAAGGAUCCCUUGGUGAAGAAACCCGAAAUGAAACUUAAACAAGAAGUGACCACGUUUCAAGCAUUCAAGAGAACUGAAGUAAAGACAUCCUCAUCUGCUUCUGGGAAUUCCUCCAAUUCUAAUACUUCCUCCUCUUCUGUUAGUGGUCUUACAGGAUGGGCUGCGUUUGGAGCUAAAACAUCUACUGCAGCACCAUCCACAGCUAAACUGGGAUCAUCUGUACAAAGCACCAGUGGGAAGCCCACUGCAUCUUCCACGAAUCAAAAAUCAGUGGGUCUGUCUGGACUGGCAACCUCCAAAGCCGGGCUGGGGUCAAAAAUGACCACAGGCAUUAACUCCAGCACUGCACCUAUUAAACCACCCCCUCCCCUAACUCUGGGGAAACCAAGCCUCAACCGAUCAUCCAGCAACGACAAUGUUAGCAAAGUAGGGCUCACUGGGCCAGGGAGCAGUGGCAUCCAGUCCAGCAGUGGGAAUGGAGGGGGCACAUCGACUGGCACUGCUGGUAACAAUGGUGCCAAGACACCCACCGAAACAGUCAACCCUUCUGUCGUUAAGUUGCCAACAUCUCAAGAGUCGCAGCUUAAUGCUAUGAAACGGCUCCAAAUGGUAAAGAAGAAAGCAGCACAGAAGAAACUUAAAAAGUGAAAGUUAUGAUGUCUGAAUGGUUGUGGUUCUCUGUUGUCUUUGUGCUUCUGCACAGAAAAGCACGCACCUCAUCAUUGCCAAGGAGACCAACAAAUUUGCACCCUUGGAUUUGCCCUUGUACAUGGAAAUGUCUCUUCCAGGUUCUCUUCAUAAGAUUUCUUUGUGAGCAGUGAUAAAGAACACAAUCCCCUCCUGCCCCUAAAGACUUCCUGAAAUGUACCUAGUAUUUGUGGUUGAGGGAGGACCUUUAUUGUUCUGAGCACAAGCUGCAGAAUUAAGGCAUUAAUCAGAGACUUUUGACACAUGGGAAUCAAGAGAUCACUCUGACAGAGAACUCUUUAAAGUAAUUUUAUAAUUGACAUUUUUAACAAUUUCCUGCUAGCAUUUUUAAUAUAAAAAUGUAUCUGUUUUCAACAGAUUUAUGAUGAAUCAGGCUGUUUCCUUAUUAAAUAUAUUCUGAAGCAGACCUGGCUGAUUUGAGAUCCAGCAAACAGUGAUCUUGGUUGUUAAGCAGCCCUGCGUCUAUUUAUAGGGAUAGUCUCCUCCUGUGUCUACAAAAUGGCAGAGGCCUUCUUUCUAAACUUAUUCUACAGUUUAGCAGACAGAGGAAUCCUUCCCCUGAAAUGUUUAGCAAAUGAGUUCUUGAGAGGCCAAAAAGGUUUUGCACUUCUCAAAAUAAAUCUUGAAAGUUGUGUGAGAGACCAGCUUACUGUGAUGUUGAAAACAAGGGUGAUUUGAAUUCUGUGUCAAAUAGACUUUUUUUUUUUUACAUAUUUUGUCUUUUGUGUAUUACUAUUAAUGGAGAUGUUGGCUCCAUUUGGUGAACUGCACUGGUAUUAAAAAAAUAAAUAAAAUUAAACCCUGUA
Molecule: messenger RNA, 2341 nt
Organism: Carcharodon carcharias (great white shark)
Lineage: Eukaryota; Metazoa; Chordata; Chondrichthyes; Lamniformes; Lamnidae
Gene: ints12
Product: integrator complex subunit 12
Exons: 7
Coding region: 42-1475 (477 amino acids)
Biological process (GO): snRNA 3'-end processing
Cellular component (GO): integrator complex
Source: RefSeq, a predicted model, not a curated record